AUGCUAGGCUUACGGGACAAGCACUCGACACACCGAUCUCUGCCACUUUUCAGUUCGUCUCAUCAGUUCUUGCACCCGACGGCGAAAGAACCUAGGCCCUUGCAAGUGGGCGUGACGACUAAUGGGGAGGAGUGUCGAUUAGCGUCGAGGAUUACAAGGGAGGUGGUGGCGAGGUUGCCCACGGAUGUGGGGUGUGCGAUGCAGAGCGUAGGGCGGAUGAGAAGGUUUGCUAGCUCCAAGGCCAUGGACGACACCGAUCCAGAUGAAGUGUCCACAAGGACAGUGAUGUCCUCACUCCCAACCGCCCGUUGA
Laccaria bicolor S238N-H82 is the source of this 312-nucleotide messenger RNA. RefSeq lists its product as uncharacterized. The transcript is spliced from 2 exons. Bases 1 to 312 code for a protein of 103 amino acids. The record is from RefSeq and is a predicted model, not a curated record. NCBI's taxonomy places the organism in Eukaryota, Fungi, Basidiomycota, Agaricomycetes, Agaricales, Hydnangiaceae.